Messenger RNA from Ambispora leptoticha, 1275 nucleotides. The record is from the annotation of a GenBank genome assembly. NCBI's taxonomy places the organism in Eukaryota, Fungi, Glomeromycota, Glomeromycetes, Archaeosporales, Ambisporaceae.
AUGAACUUUGGACGUUCUCUACUGUCUCAUCGAAACUCCUUUUUUUCUUCGAAACUCCUUAAGCCAGUUAUUUACUGUAAUAUUCGUAAUAAGAAUAAGGCAUCUAAUUUUUUUCUGAUUAAAUGGAAUGAGUACUUCCAUGCGUCAACAUAUAACCGCCAAGAGGCAACCGGCACACCACCUCCACCAGAAGGAUUUAUGCCUGGUGUUGCUAACUCAAAGUUGAUAAAACACACUCACGAAGAGGCUAUAAAGGAUCCCGAGUUAGCAAAGGCUGGCGUGUCUCUGGGGGAAACGAAAAAGAUGAAUUUAUUUCAAUCGAUUAACGAUGCCAUGAGUAUUGCCUUGGCUACUGACGAAACAGCAAUAAUUUUUGGAGAGGAUGUCGCGUUUGGCGGUGUAUUUCGAUGUACAUUGGGCUUAGCUGAAAUGUUUGGACGAGAUCGAGUAUUUAAUACGCCAUUGACAGAACAAGGUAUUGUUGGUUUCGGUAUAGGUAUUGCCUCAGUUGGGCAUACCGCUAUAGCUGAAAUACAAUUUGCAGACUAUAUAUUUCCUGCAUUUGACCAACUUGUCAACGAAGCAGCUAAGUACAGGUAUCGCUCAGGAGGUCAGUUUAAUGUCGGUGGAUUAACGGUCAGAGCACCCUGUUCGGCCGUCGGCCAUGGUGGACAUUAUCACUCACAAUCGCCUGAAGCUUUCUUUGCUCAUUGUCCGGGUCUGAAGAUUGUCAUACCUCGAAGUCCGAUUCAAGCAAAAGGACUCUUAUUAGCAUCGAUUCGAGAUGCUAAUCCUGUUAUUUUCUUUGAACCGAAAAUUUUAUAUCGUGCAGCAGUCGAGCGGGUGCCAAUCGUUGAUUACGAGCUCCCGAUAGGGAAAGCUGAGAUUCUCAAACCGGGAAAAGACGUCACAGUAGUCGGCUACGGGUCACAAAUCUAUAUUCUUGAAAAUGCGAUUCAAAUGGCUGAGAAAAAAAUUCCCGGCCUAUCCUGCGAACUUAUCGAUUUGAGAACCAUAUUACCGUGGGAUGAAGAUCUGGUGGUAGAAUCCGUGAAUAAGACCGGCAGACUCGUCGUUGCUCAUGAAGCGCCGAAAACGUCGGGGUUUGGUGCUGAAAUUGCAGCUACUGUUAUGGAAAAAUGUUUUCUUCGAUUGGAAUCACCUAUACAAAGAGUUUGUGGUUGGGACACGCCAUUUCCAUUAGUUUUUGAACCAUUUUAUACACCUGAUAUGAUACGAUGUUACGACGCGAUAAUUAAUUCAGUCGAGUAUUAG